CUAAUUCUCUUGCGCGAACCCUAAACCGUCUCUAUAUACUUUCCCAAAACCCUAGCCCUCCUCUCGCGAUCUUCUUCCUCUUCAGCGAGCAAAGGCGCUCAGAUCUCGGGAGUCUCAGUUCUCUUCACUCAAUCAAAAUGGGGAAGACUCGUGGUAUGGGAGCUGGGCGCAAGCUGAAGACCCACCGAAGGAACCAAAGGUGGGCUGAUAAGGCAUAUAAGAAAAGUCACCUUGGUAAUGAGUGGAAGAAACCAUUUGCUGGUUCUUCUCAUGCUAAGGGCAUCGUCUUGGAAAAAAUUGGUAUUGAGGCAAAACAGCCAAACUCUGCCAUCCGUAAGUGUGCCAGAGUUCAGUUGAUCAAGAACGGAAAGAAGAUUGCUGCUUUCGUGCCAAAUGAUGGUUGCUUAAACUACAUCGAGGAAAAUGAUGAAGUUUUGAUUGCCGGAUUUGGUCGUAAGGGGCACGCUGUCGGUGAUAUUCCCGGAGUCAGGUUCAAGGUUGUGAAGGUCUCAGGUGUCUCUCUUUUGGCUCUCUUCAAGGAGAAGAAGGAGAAGCCUAGAUCCUAGAGUAUGUUUUUUUUGUUAUUUAAUAUCGAACCGAUGUGAGGAAGCUCGAGUUUAGUGUUUGAUUUAGAUUUGGUAAUCUCUUUUCUCAAAUCUGAACUUUCAGGACAUGUUAAUUGUGAAGAUAUGUCAACAAUUUUUGUUAUGCUUUGUUUUUCCCGAUGCUUAUUA
Messenger RNA from Asparagus officinalis (garden asparagus), 734 nucleotides. RefSeq names its product 40S ribosomal protein S23. NCBI's taxonomy places the organism in Eukaryota, Viridiplantae, Streptophyta, Magnoliopsida, Asparagales, Asparagaceae. The transcript is spliced from 4 exons. Gene Ontology annotation, biological process: translation. Gene Ontology annotation, cellular component: cytosolic small ribosomal subunit; ribosome. Bases 138 to 566 code for a protein of 142 amino acids. Gene Ontology annotation, molecular function: structural constituent of ribosome. The record is from RefSeq and is a predicted model, not a curated record.